AAGAACAACACAACACGAAUGUUUUUCUUGAAAUUACAAAAGCGCAAGCGCAAAUAACAAAAACAGCUGUUUAUAUAAUAAUAUUUAUUAAAAUGCAAAAUAUUUUUUAAAUGUUUCCAAUUUACGAUAUCAGAAAUAAUUACAGUUAUGUAUGUCGUUGACACAUCUGUAGGGAGUAUCGAAACUAUGAAAAUAACUGUAAUAAAUUCAACGGGGGCCUAUUGGGUUGUGGAUGUUCUACCUGAAUUUACCAUAGAUAAACUAAAAUUAAUGGCUCUAAGUCACUUUUUUAAUCCGAUAGACAGCAUUAAAGUAUCUGAUCGUUAUAAAUUGAUCCUUGUAUCCCAAAAUCGACCUCUUGCUGAUGAAAGCACUAUCAGAGAUGAAGAAGUUAGGGAGAAUGAUGAAUUAUUGUUAUUAAGAAGGAGGCCUUUAUUAGUGCCAUUAGGUGAAAGUCAGGAAGAGAAAGAAGAGAAAUGUCGCGGCCCGACUGACCUAGAAAUUCAGAAGGAGACGUGCCAUCUUCUUUCGAAAAACAACGAUGCUACCAUUGAAAGUCCUCCUGUGCCUGUUGAUUUCCACACAGAGCUUAGAAAAAUACUUGUCUCUCUAGUAAUAGUAUCUGAAAAAUUACUGCGAUAUCAUCCAGAAGUUGUUGCACUAUUUAAAGAAAUGGCAGAAGGUGAUGAAGUUAGAGAAGAUGAAAUUACUGUGGAUAGGACUUCUUUGAAGCAGCUGAUGGACAUGGGUUUUGCUGAAACCCAAGCCAUUGAAGCAUUAAAACAGAAUAGUAAUGUAUCGGAUGCUAUGGAUUGGCUGUUGGCGCAAUCAGUUGAAAGUACUUCGAUAAGUAGUCCAGCUCCAACUAAAUCUAGUUCACCUACUCAUAUAAAAAAAUUUGCAAAAUUUUCAGUUUCCAAAUUAGUGGAAAAAGUGGAAAAAACACUUCCAACAUCAACACCUACUCCAAAGCCUGAAAUCGAAAUGCCAAGUACUUCUCAUGGAAGUGGUUCAACCAAUAGUGAACAAAGUAGGAUUGUAGAAAUGAUUCGAUGCUUUCGAGCCUAUAAAAGAAAAGUUUUUAGACCUAGUGCUACUGCACUAUCGAAUUUGAAAGAAAUGGGCUUUGCAGAAGCAGAUAUAUUAGAUGCCUUAAGAAUAAAUGGAAAUAAUCAAGAUACUGCUUGUGACUGGCUUUUGAGUGAUAAAAAGCCAAAUUUUGAAGAUGUUGAAGAGGGAUUAGAUCCUGAUGGCCCAAUCUAUAAGUCCAUAAUGUCUAAUCCUGUAGUGCAGCUGGGCUUAAGUAAUCCUAAGACAUUCCUAGCCCUCCUUCAUAUGCUAGAGAACCCUACAAGUGCUUGUCGCUGGCUGAGCGAUCCAGAUACGGCUCCCAUACUUAGUCAAAUUUUCCGUAUUUAUCAUGCAGAGAAACAUUCAUUACAGUUAGCCAGGCCAUUCCCACAGUAACAUCAAUCUGUGUACUUCAAAAGUGUAAAUAGCUUUCAUGUAAAAGUACAAGCUGACUUUUUACUAUAGUAAGAGACUGAAUAAAAUGUAUAUUUAAGAAAUUCUAUUUAUUGUAUAGAUGAAAGUUUUGAAAAGAAUCAAGUAAUGUUAGUACAUGUAUAAAGCUCUCUAAUUUAGGAAGAAAAAAAUUUGCUAUUUAUUUCUUUUUCAUUGUGUAUAUUAAGGUUUGUACUUAAAUUAACUCUAAAGUUAUUCUAUAGUUUUUUAAUGAAAAUGUAGAUCAGUAAUACCAUACCUUCUUAAAAUUUCAUUUCCUGAUUGAAGACAAAUUUUAAUGUAACAUAGUAUAUUUAACUGUAUAUAGUCAUUUUUUUUUUAUAUAACUGAAACAUUAUGCAUUGAAUAUUGGCAUUUUAUCAACACACUUCUUUAACAUUUAUAAAAACACUUUUUAAUCUGUUGCGUAGUAAAGGUACGUUCUGAGUUAAAAGGUAAUUACGACAGCUAUUCUUUAAGUUAGAGCUUCUAAAUUCCAUUUUAUAUUUUCUAAUGAAUAAUGCCAAAAAGUAUAUUCAAAUAGACCCAGAACGAGACGUUUUAUCGUAAUUCGAUGAGUCGGAGAGCUCUGCUAGUUUGUGGUUGAGUCAUUAAAGGAUGAUAAGCCUGUUUCUAUCUAAAUUGAAUGCAACUUUUGACUAUAAUCAUUACAAAAUAUUUAAAAUUAAAUUAAAAUUAUGUUGAUUGAGACAACAAAAAAAAGUACAAGUUAGAAUGUGCACUAACAGUCCACCCAUAAUGGGUUGGUAUGCAAUGACAUUUUUGACCUAUGGGUUAGUAUGCUAUUCUCAAUCCUUUAGAUGUGCCACCCCUUACAGUUAUGGCCAUUAGUUUUAAUUUGUUACUAAUUAAAUAAGGUUUGAAAUGUACUAACUAGUAUAUUUCAGGGAAACAUCAGGAAAUUAUAAACAAAACAUAGCUUUUAAUGAAAAACUACUUUAGUUAGUUAAAAGGUAGAAAAUAAAUUUUAAUAAAUCAACAAAAUAAUGCACCAUAACUGUUUUACACCAUGUUUUUUGACCUUGAAGACUGGAGUAUUUUCAAAUUGUUACACUACAUGUUUUUUUACUAACCUCUCUCAUCAUACUUAUACCAAUUGUUACCUUGUUUUUCAUGUACCCUUUCAAAUUAUUUAUAAUAUUUACUCUUUUUUAUAAUUGCAAAAUACUUUUCCUUCCAUUGUAAUACUUAUCCCACUAUUAUACUGUUUAUUGUUGUUGUAAAUAUGUGUUGAAUGAUCUUGGAUCUCAGUGGAAUCCUAAUUUUAAUUACGAAAAGUAUUAAAUAAAAUCUUAAUAAAAUUAGAAACUACAAAAUGACUGAAGAGAUUAAAUGUGUUCUUUUUUAUCUCAUAUUUUUCAAAAUUAUGAUUAGUUAACCUUCUAGACGUGGAAUUCUGUCUUCCGCUAUAGAUCAUUCCUAUCCCAUCAGAUUUUCUCUUCUAUUUUUCUUUAAAGACUGUUGUACAGUAUAGGUGUGUGUGGGGGGGGGGCAUUCUUGAAAAUCAGCCCAUCAGCAGAAGGCCCAUACGUGUAAAUAAGCUUUCUAUCUUUUUAGCUUAAAAUGGAAAAACUGAUAACUUUAAAAAAAUUAAAAUAUUUGUCCUCAAGGCUUAUUGGUAUUAAAAUUUUAUAAAGGAUGUUGUUGUAAUUAGGAAAGGUUUCAUUAUAUUUCAGUGUUCUAUGUCACCAAUGUAAAUGAAAGUUAAUUUUUUGUUUACAAUGUGUCGAAUAAAAUUUAUUUAUUUGAGCAGUCAUUGAGAUUUAGAGCAAAUAAAAAUCAUCUGACAAA
Parasteatoda tepidariorum (common house spider) is the source of this 3315-nucleotide messenger RNA. It is a transcript of the gene Kpc2, whose product is annotated as Kip1 ubiquitination-promoting complex subunit 2. Gene Ontology annotation, molecular function: protein binding. Gene Ontology annotation, cellular component: ubiquitin ligase complex. The record is from RefSeq and is a predicted model, not a curated record. NCBI's taxonomy places the organism in Eukaryota, Metazoa, Arthropoda, Arachnida, Araneae, Theridiidae.